CCGCUCAGCAACCCGCGGCACCUGCCCAAACUCAGUGAUCUUUCCCCGCUCUGCGUAGCGGGUGACGGCACACUCACUCUCGAUGUCUCAGCAGCAACCAGGGACACUUGUCCCCGGCCAGACCAUCUCAGUGAACAAGUACACUGUCCAAGUCGAUCGGUACUUGUCCCAAGGUGGUUUUGCGCAUGUAUAUCUCGUCCGGACUGCGACACCGGUAUACGGCACGACACAUCAUGUCCUCAAGCGCAUCGCCGUUGCUAAUGACACUAUGCUGAACGAAGUGAGGAAGGAAGUGGACAUCAUGCGCCUGCUGAAAGGCCAUCCAAACAUCGUCCACCUCAUCGAUGCUGCCUGGCACCGCAUGCCCGAUGGGAUGUACGAGGUCUUCAUCUUGAUGGAGUUUUGCCCCGGCGGAGGAAUCAUCGACAUGAUGAACCGCAGGUUACGAGAGCGCCUGACGGAGUCGGAAAUCCUGCAAAUCUUCGUGGAUGUCUGCGAGGGCGUCGCCUUCAUGCACAACUCCCGUCCCCCAUUACUCCACAGGGACCUGAAGGUGGAGAACAUUCUGCAGUCGAGUGCGACGUCUUUCAAGUUGUGCGAUUUUGGCAGUGCGACCACUGUUGCACCACGACCACCUGCUUCGACACAGGAGAUCCGGGCGCUGGAGGCUGAUUUGAAUCGGCACACUACAAUGCAGUAUCGCGCACCGGAGAUGGUCGAUCCUUAUCUGCGGAGACCGGUGGAUGAGAAGAGUGACGUAUGGGCAUUGGGUGUGUUGCUGUACAAGCUCUGCUACUACACGACGCCGUUCGAGGAACAUGGUCCUUUGGCAAUUCUCAACGUGCAAUACCGAAUACCGCCGUAUCCCGUGUACUCGACGCAGAUGAACUCGCUGAUUGGCUCCAUGCUUCGAGAACAUGGAAACCAACGCCCAUCUGUAUUUGAGCUCUUGAACACUGUCCAUCGAUUGCGUGGAACGAAGUCGCCAUUCACCUACACGAUACCUCCCCCGCAACCUCUCACACCGCGAGCGCAAACACAGUUCGCUCCCAUGGGGAAUGUCGUCGAUGCCACCGUCACCUUCCGAUCACAGCAGCAGCAGCAACAACAGCAACAGCAACAGCACUUGCAGAGCUUACCGCAGCCUGUGGCGUCGAUGUCUAGAGGCUCGGGCG
Molecule: messenger RNA, 1175 nt
Organism: Mycena citricolor
Lineage: Eukaryota; Fungi; Basidiomycota; Agaricomycetes; Agaricales; Mycenaceae
Source: the annotation of a GenBank genome assembly